Xyrauchen texanus (razorback sucker) is the source of this 3750-nucleotide messenger RNA. RefSeq names its product protein kinase domain containing, cytoplasmic b (gene pkdccb). Gene Ontology annotation, biological process: protein phosphorylation. The coding region runs from base 42 to 1451 and encodes 469 amino acids. Gene Ontology annotation, molecular function: non-membrane spanning protein tyrosine kinase activity; ATP binding. NCBI's taxonomy places the organism in Eukaryota, Metazoa, Chordata, Actinopteri, Cypriniformes, Catostomidae. The transcript has 7 exons. The record is from RefSeq and is a predicted model, not a curated record.
UCUGACAGUGCAGAUUCAGAAAGGACUUAAACGAAAUUGCGAUGACUUUCUCAAAUACUCCCUUUGGACUUUUUAUUGUUCUUGCCUUGGUGUUUUUAACUUUAACAGUCGUUUUGAAAAAAUGGCACUUUGGUUUACGUGAGGAGGAGGCUUUUGGUGAUGAUGCUCCAGAGCGCAAUAGAUUGCUCCAACAACUCCAGGAAAGGUACCAAGAACUUGAUAAACUUUACGUCACAUCAUCAGAUGAAUUUAUUAGUCCACAUGUAUCUAUAAAUGACAGUAUAGAUUAUAUCAAUGGAGAAAUUGGUGCGGACAACACUGUAACUAUUAAUGAAACGGACAUUGGUUGCGAAGAACUUGCUGGCAUGAAAGCUGUUGACUUCCUUGGUUCGGGUUACACUAAAACAGUGUUGAAAGUAGCGUUACCUCAAGGUUUGUUCGUCGCGCUGAAAUCUGUGAAUCAUCAAGGCACUGACAUGAGGAUGUGCAUGGACGAUUUUAAAGAUUCACAGAGGUGUCUUGAGUUCGUAUCUUUCAAAUUGAGGAAAGAGAUUGCACUGUUGCAAAGAUUGCAGCACCCCAAUAUUGUACAGCUGAAAGGUCAGUGUCAGGACAGUGCUCUGGUUGGUGGCAUCACAGCAGUUCUGGAGCAGGGGACGCCACUUCAGAUGAUACAGCUCCUGCAGAGCCCCUGGGAGGAGCGGUUUCGGGUCUGUCUUGGCUUAGUGAGACUUCUUCAGUAUCUGUCUCAAUCGCCACUGGGUUCUGUGGCCCUGCUGGAUUUCCAGCCUCGACAGUUUGUUAUGGUGUCAGGAGAACUCAAGCUAACUGACUUAGAUGAUGCAAGUAUUAAAGAAACAGCCUGUCGAGAGGACUCUGACUGUGGGCUGCAGUUUCCCCUCCGCAAUUUCACCCUCCGAUGCUCCCCCUCUAGAAUUUGCAAAGGUUUGAAUGAGAUGAGGAACCUCUACAAUGCCUACAGGUAUUUUUUCACCUACCUACUGCCUCAUCAGGCCCCCUCACAGUUGAAACCUCUUAUUCACCACAUAAUGAACUCCACAAGAGAUUUGAAGCAAAGCAUUAAUGAAACACUGAUUGCCUUCGAAGAGGUUUUGCAUAUGUACCAGUCUGGGCUACACCUGGAGAAUUUGCCACCUUCAAUAACCAGAGAUUAUACUGUCCUGAAAGGAAUGAGAAGUGUUGGAAAUAUGGAAUACAGAUGCUGGCCAUCAUACAAACAGCAAGGCUGUCUGCUAUCUGUGCACAGUGCCAAAGAGGCAGCUCUCAUCUGUAGCUCUAACCCACAGUGCACAAGCUUCUCUUUGAGUAAUGACAGAACAUGGACAGGUCGACUUCUUGCCUCUUUCAGAAGUGGCUUCAGCCAUCUGGUUCCAGAUAUAAACUCAGCGGUCUACAUGAGGAAGGUUAAAGCCUUGGGAGCUGUGCCUUGAGAAAGAAAAAUCAAGCAGAACUAGGGGGAAGGGCGUAAUUUUAGACAAAUGAAUGUGUUAUAUUUAUAGGCAUCUUACUCAAUGCUCGUUUGAUCCCUCUGCAAUUCAGCAGACUGCCAAAGAGCAUUUAAAAGGAUUUCCCUUCGGGUAUAUGUCAUUAACCUGAAGGAAAAAAAGAAGAACGAAAAAUACAGCCUUCUUACUUUUUUAUUUUCCUUCUGUCUUGCGUUUACAUGGCACGGUCCACUGAAAGGACAUUCAGUCCAUUUUACGCUGGCUAAUGCCUGCAGGAGAAAAAAAGAAAACAAGCACUUUCACAGAUUUACUUUGAUGUUAAUGAGGCUAGAAGUUUGUAGCGUUUUGUUGAAUGCCAGAAUGUGCUGAGGACCGUGUCAAUAGGCGGAAAAGUGCUGAAACCACAGAAUUGGUAGAGGAAUGUUUAGUGGGAACUAUUGUCCUUCUUGCAUUACUCUGCUUUAUAUAUAUAUAUAUAUAUAUAUAUAUAUAUAUAUAUAUAUAUACACCGAUCAGCCACAACAUUAUACAAUAGCAUUCUGAGAUGAUGUUCUUCUCACCACAAUUGUAUAGAGAGGUUAUCAGAGUUACCAUAGACUUUUGUCAAACCAGCCCAUCUGGCACAAACAAUCAUGACAUGUGAUUAUCUAACCAGCCAAUCAUGUGGCAGCAGUGCAUUGCAUAAAAUCAUGCAGAUACGGGUCAGGAACUUCUUUUAAUGUUUACAUUAACCAUCAUAAUGAGGGAAAAAAUUUGAUCUCAGUGAUUUGGACCUUGGCAUAAUAGUUGGUGCCAGAUGGGCUGGUUUGAGUAUUUCUGUAACUGCUGAUCUCCUGGGAUUUUAACGCACAACAGUCUAUAGAGUUUACUCAGAAUGGUGCCAAAAACAAAAAACAUCCAGUGAGCGGCAGUUCUGUGGAUGGAAAUAUCUUGUUGAUGAGAGGUCAAUGGAGAAUGGCCAGACUGGUUCGAACUGACAAAGUCUAUGGUAACUCAGAUAACCACUCUGUACAAUUGUGGUGAGAAGUAAGUCGGGUUGGCGCUGUUUUGGUGGCACAAGGGUGACCUACACAAUAUUAAGCAGGUGGUUUUAAUGUUGUGUCUGAUCGGUGUAUAUAGUACUACAUACUUCCAUCCCAUGGGUGUGUCAAUUUUGUUGUUCUUUCAGUGAAAGAGAUAUUAAUGUAAUUUGUGAGUAUAUUUUCAUUCUACAUUCUAUGCCAUGUUCUAAUGCUUUUUUCUACAAACUAAUUCAUAGUUUCCUUUUGUAUGUUAUUAUUGCUAGUGGUCAACUGAUACAUCACGAGGCCGAUAAAUCGGCUGAUAUUUUAUAUUUGUACAUGAUCGGCAUAUAGGCCAUUAUGUUUUCCCAUUUGGCAGAUUAGAUUCUUAAUCAGCAACUGCAACGCGAAUCGCCUUAUUGCAUGCAAAGAAGCCAUCUGAGACAUGUAAAUGACCAAUCACAGUUCACUUUGUUUUUACAUGCCAUGUGUUACUGCAAUUAUAGACCGGUGUGCAACAGUCUCAUUUAACGGCCCGCAUAUCAGAGUCACGACAAACAUGUAUGAGCUCAUGUUUAAAGUGCUUGCGUGUUUCAUUCUCCCUCUCUGUGUAUAAUAACAAUAAGACAAAUAUCACAAAACAUUCUAUCAUAUGCCUUCUGCAAAUGCGGAUAUCUCGUUUAAACAUAUUUAAUUUACAAAGCUCUCAAAACUUACGCAAAUCCAUACAGCUCAUAUGGUUAGCCUAAUGUUCACAUAUAGUCCUCUGAAGCAGUUUUUAUAAUAUCCUGGAUAAAGACUGAGUCCCUCUGACUCACAAAUGUGGCGUGACGGUCUAUCUGUGACACUCCAAGCAGGCGAUUAAACUAGAAAGCAGUCAGUAGAUUGCUGCUAUGUCAUGUAAAAUAGCUUGACUUUAUAAUUUUUUUCAUGAAAUUGCGAUUGCUAAUACCCACAUACCAUCGGUGGUGGCUGGACUACUGUGUGCACUGUUAUUUCCUUCUUCCAGUGUAUGAAAAUGUCUUUACUUGCUAACAAUAACUAAAAUGGGAAAACUAAACAGAAACCAGGAGAAACUGCUAUCUAAAACACACAUCUUUUGUUAAAGAUUUUUAUUUUGUAUGAAGUUAAUGUUUUGUGUAAACAUUUGAGUAAAUACAGUGCAAAAUAAAAUUUCUUACAUUUUUUGGCCAAUUUAUGUAUAUGUUUAUUAUUAUUUUAUAUUUGUGUUAUAUAUCUGUCUACCCUAUGGAUAUCGACAUCUGUCAUUAAAAAAAACCAUA